AUAUUCUUAUUCCAUUCCUUUACUUAGAUUUGUGUGUAUAAGGUAGUUGUUGGGGAAUUUUUAGAUUACAUGUUAGAUAUUACUGCAUCGUCGGAACUAGAAACACAAGCAUUUCGCUACACCUGCAAUAACAUCUGCUAACCAUGUGUAUGUGACCAAUACAAUUUGAUUUGAUGAUACACAGUAGGAAGCCCAAUCAGGUACGCAAAACGGUCUUGAGUGGCAACAAAUCUGCCCAAUCAGAUUAUUCGCUUUCUAUACACCCACCCUUUCGACACACCCACUCGACACACCGGUCGCCAUAUUGGGCUGCAGCUAACCAGAGUUGAAGGACAAUUGCCGCGUUCAGCACCCCUGGGAACUCGGAAAUCUCAUUUCCGAUUUCAAAGCGUUCAAAACAACUGGAUACUCGGGGGAAGAGAAAAAAGAAAAACGAGCUCCAAAACUGGGAAAAAAAUAGUUUGAAAGAUCAUCCAAAUUGGGAUUUCAAGUCGGAAACUCGGGCAUCUUCCUAGAGCUCCGUCCUAAAGAUCACUGGCGUCAUGAUUUGACCUCAUUCCCCCCCCCGAGAUCCCAGUUGUCUUGAACGCAGAACAUUUUCAGCGGCGUCAUUAUCUCGUGCCGUGACGUCAUCAGAGGAACCCCUCCCCGUGUGAUGCCGCAUUCAAGACAACUUGGGAACUUUGAACUCGGAAAUCCCCAACAUUCGGAUUUCAUGGCAACUGAGAAACUCGAGUUACGACUGUGAAAAGUAGUUGAGUGACAUUUUUUUUUAACGGUCAUCCAACUCGGAAACUCUGGCAUUCCUUGAACUCCAACUUUCCUACUUAAAAGAUCACUGAAGUCACGAUAUUACCUCGGUUUUUUUUUUCUUCCCCCCCGAGAACUCAGUAGUCUUGAACGCACCGUGACUAUUAUCGGAAAGUCGGGGAUUGUGAGUGUGCACUCUGGUGUCUUGAGUUUUUGUGUGUUUUUUUUUUUAAAUUUAUCAAGUCAGUUUGUGUUUUAAUCGUACGCCGCAAGGUGUUGAAAUAUACUUUCGCACUUAGUGCCAUAGUUGUUUAUUAAUAACCUACACCAUUUGAAACGGCUUGAAAUCUGUUUGAAUCUACCUGGAAUAGGCGGACGGACCACCGAGAUGGGUUUAAGCUAACGUUAGCCAAGCCUAAAGCAGCUAACUAACCGGCCUAAUUUAUUUAGCCACUUCAACCUGGACUACUAUAACGUUAUCGUGAACAUUUUUGUUUUUUUUAUCGGACUUAUUUUCAAAACUCACUGUCCUUUUUUGUUGAGGAUCCAAACUUCACUUUCGGAGACCAACUACCUACCUGUAACCCAGGAAGGAGAGACCGACCGACAGAGAGAGAGAGAAGGAAAGUUCUGUCCCAGUAUGUUGUCCAACACCGGGACCCAGCCUCUGUUUCCCCCGGCUCAGGGCCCAGCUAACCCGGUGGGUCAACCUAACCCAGUCCCUUCGGGUCACCUCUCACAGUUCCAUGUGAAACCGACCCUACAGAUCAAGAAAAACGCAAUAACGGACGAGUAUAAAGUGACCAGUCAAGUACUGGGACACGGUAUCAAUGGAAGGGUGCUGGAGAUCUUUCACAAGAAGAGCGGAGAUAAAUACGCCCUCAAGAUGCUGCAGGACUGUGCGAAGGCUCGGAGGGAGGUGGAUCUUCACGGUAGGGCGUCGCCCUGUUCCACCAUCGUGCGCAUCGUGGACGUCUUUGAAAACCUCUACCAGGGCAGGAAGUGUCUGCUCAUAGUCAUGGAGUGCAUGGAUGGGGGAGAGCUGUUCAGUCGUAUCCAGGACAGAGGAGACCAGGCCUUCACAGAGAGAGAGGCCUCUGAUAUCAUGAAGAGUAUAGGAGAGGCCAUUCAGUUCCUUCAUGCCAUCAACAUCGCUCACAGAGAUGUCAAGCCAGAGAACCUACUGUAUUUAUCUAAGAGGCCUAAUGCGCUGCUGAAACUGACAGACUUUGGUUUUGCUAAAGAGACGACCUCACACAACUCCCUGGUCACCCCCUGCUACACACCAUACUAUGUUGCUCCAGAGGUGUUGGGACCAGAGAAGUAUGACAAGUCAUGUGACAUGUGGUCGCUAGGCGUCAUCAUGUACAUCCUGUUAUGUGGUUAUCCUCCGUUCUACUCUAACCACGGUCUGGCCAUCUCUCCUGGGAUGAAGAAGAGAAUCAGGAUGGGACAAUAUGAGUUUCCAAACCCAGAGUGGUCCGACGUAUCGGAGGAGGCCAAGCAGCUGAUCAGGACCCUGCUGAAGACCGAGCCCACACAGAGAAUGACCAUCACAGAGUUCAUGAACCAUCCAUGGAUCAACCAGUCGAUGGAGGUUCCCCAGAUUCCUCUCCACACCAGGCGCGUUCUGAUCGAGGAGAGAGAUGCCUGGGAGGACCUCAGGGAGGAGAUGAAUAGCGCCUUAGCGACCAUGAGAGUGGACUAUGAGCAAGUCAAAAUCAAGACCAUGGAGGAGUCCUCCAAUCCCCUUCUGAUGAAGAGGAGGAAGAAGAUACAGUCCUCAGCCAAUCCCACAGUCCCAGACACACAGACACCUGCCCUAUGAGACACACUCAGCCAAUCACACAGUCCCAGACACACAGACACCUGCCCUAUGAGACACACUCAGCCAAUCACACAGUCCCAGACACACAACACGCGCACACACACACACACACACACACACAGUCCCAGACACACAGACACCUGCCCUAU
This is a messenger RNA of Salmo salar (Atlantic salmon), 2727 nucleotides long. Its product is annotated as MAP kinase-activated protein kinase 2. The record is from RefSeq and is a predicted model, not a curated record. Lineage: Eukaryota; Metazoa; Chordata; Actinopteri; Salmoniformes; Salmonidae. Gene Ontology annotation, biological process: protein phosphorylation. Gene Ontology annotation, molecular function: ATP binding; protein kinase activity.